GGUGGGUGUUAUUGGCGUGGCACUGAGAAGGGGGCGGGGCUUACGAGUCGGACAGGAAAAGAAGGAAAGCGGAGACACCCGAGAAAACAAACGAUGGCUGCGAUCCGUAAGAAGCUGGUGAUUGUUGGUGAUGGAGCGUGCGGAAAGACCUGCCUUCUCAUCGUCUUCAGCAAGGACCAGUUCCCCGAGGUGUACGUGCCCACGGUGUUUGAGAACUACGUCGCAGACAUCGAGGUGGAUGGCAAGCAGGUAGAGCUGGCUUUAUGGGACACAGCCGGGCAAGAGGACUACGACAGACUCAGGCCCCUGUCAUACCCUGACACUGACGUCAUCUUAAUGUGUUUCUCCAUAGACAGCCCGGACAGUUUGGAGAAUAUACCUGAGAAGUGGACCCCAGAGGUGAAGCACUUCUGUCCGAAUGUUCCCAUCAUCCUUGUCGGCAACAAGAAGGACCUGCGCAACGACGAACACACACGCCGAGAGCUGGCCAAGAUGAAGCAGGAACCAGUGAAACCAGAGGAGGGGCGAGACAUGGCAAACCGCAUCAACGCGUUCGGCUACCUAGAGUGUUCAGCUAAGACGAAGGACGGAGUGAGGGAGGUGUUCGAGAUGGCCACCAGGGCAGCGCUGCAGGCCAAGAAACGCGGCAAGAAGAGCGCCUGCCUUCUGCUAUAGAGGGAUGGGGAGAGGAGGGAGGGAGAGAAGGGGGAAUCUAACCAGACAGAGGAGAGGUUGGGAGAGAGUUGGGGGAUCCGGAGAGGGGAUGGUUGGGUUCUGGCAACGAAGGUGCGAGAGGUGCCGGGAAGAGGGGAGGUGCAACCAGACGGGCCAUGCAUUGAAAAAGGGCAGAGGAGAGUCAGACUGGGCCAAAGCAGGAG
Molecule: messenger RNA, 878 nt
Organism: Megalops cyprinoides (Indo-Pacific tarpon)
Lineage: Eukaryota; Metazoa; Chordata; Actinopteri; Elopiformes; Megalopidae
Product: rho-related GTP-binding protein RhoA-C
Exons: 5
Coding region: 94-675 (193 amino acids)
Biological process (GO): small GTPase-mediated signal transduction; cell migration; stress fiber assembly
Cellular component (GO): dendritic spine; cleavage furrow
Molecular function (GO): GTP binding; GTPase activity
Source: RefSeq, a predicted model, not a curated record